Messenger RNA from Phascolarctos cinereus (koala), 3654 nucleotides. RefSeq names its product peroxisomal biogenesis factor 6 (gene PEX6). Gene Ontology annotation, cellular component: cytosol; peroxisomal membrane. Gene Ontology annotation, biological process: protein import into peroxisome matrix. The record is from RefSeq and is a predicted model, not a curated record. Lineage: Eukaryota; Metazoa; Chordata; Mammalia; Diprotodontia; Phascolarctidae. Gene Ontology annotation, molecular function: ATP hydrolysis activity; ATP binding.
CCACUACCUUUUUCGCCCGUUCCCGCUCCUCCUACGUCCUACCCCUCCCACUCCUAUGGGAGCCGAAAGCGGCGCUUCUGAAGGCCAGCCGCGGGUGCUUCCGCUUCGCGUUGCUCCUGCCGGCUCCAGAAGGGAAAGCGGCGACCGCUGUUCCUACGCCGCAGUCGCUGUCCUCAUGGCGCUGGCAGUGCUGCGAGCUCUGGAGCCUUUCCCGGCCGAGGCCCCGCCGCUAGCGGUUCUGCUGCCGCCUGGGGGGCCGUGGCCGGCGGCGGGGCCCGCGGGCCUGGUGCUGGCGCUGAGGCCGGCGGGGGCGGGGCCCACGGGGCCGGCGCUGCUGGUGGCCGCGCUGGAGGGCCCAGGAGAGGGUCCCGGGCCGGAGCCGGAGCCGGAGCCCGGGCCCCCAGAGCUGCUGGUGAGCCGGACGUUGCUGCGGCUCCUGGCGCUGGGUUCUGGCGCGCGAGUGCGGGCCCGGCCCGUGCGGCGGCCCCCGGCGCUGGGCUGGGCCUUGCUGGGCGCUGCGCCGGGCUCAGGCUCCGGGACGGGCCCGCGAGCGGGGCCGGUGCUCGUGCGGCGCGGAGAGGCAUUGCCUGCGCUCGGGCCCCGGGUGCUGGAGACGCGGCCGGCGCUGCAAGGGCUGCUGGGCCCCGGCACGCGGCUGGCGGUGACCGAGCUCCGGGGACGGGCCGCCAAGGGGGUCCCCCUGCCCGGGGACAGCCGGCCCCCGCUGCCGGCCCCGCCCGUGGUGUCCUCCUUCGCGGCCCCCAGCGUGCCCCGACGGCUGCAGGGCAUCUUAGGCGGGGCGGGGGAGGCGCUGGGGGUCAGCAGGAGCUGCUUGCGGGGCCUCGGCCUCUUCCAGGGAGAGUGGGUGUGGGUGACCCCGGUCAGGGAAGGGGCCCCAACCCCCCGGCCUCACCUGGCCAAGGUGCAGGUCCAGGACCCUCGCUGGAAUCUCCCCGAGAAGCUGGGACCCGGGUCCCCGGAGCUGGGGGAGCCCCUCGCCGACGGGAUGGCCCUGGUGCCUGCCAAUCUGGCUUUCAAUCUCUCCUGUGAACCCCUGGAAAUCGGGGAGCUCAGCGUUCAGAGAUACUCAGAAGGAUUCAGGAGUCCUGAGAACAGAGGAAGCUGCUCAGUGCUGUCUGGGCCUCCAUUUGCUAGAGAGCUGCACAUUGAAAUCGUGUCCUCCCCCCACUACAGCACCAGUGGCAACUAUGACCAGGCUCUUUAUCUGCACUUUGAGACACCCAGGGUAGUCCAGGAAGGGGAUAUUCUGUGUGUGCCAACAGUUGGGCAAGCAGAUGUAUUGGAAAGAAGCCCAGAGAAACUGUUCAGGUGGCCUUUUCUGUUCUUCAAAGUGAAGACAACCGUUGGGGAGGCCCCAGAGGAACCAACCACUGCAUAUCUGGCUGAUACAAGCCACACGUCCUUGUACCUGGUGGGUUCUACUCUGAGUUUUGUCCCGUGGCUCCCUUCAGAGGGGCAGGGUCUCUGGAGCAGCUUGUCCCCUCCAGGGCUGGAGACUUUAGUGACACAACUCUGUGAUAUCCUGAGGCCAAGACUCCAUCCUGGGGGCUCUUUGUUGAUGGGGACCAGCAGUGUCCUCCUGCGGGGGCCACCGGGCAGUGGGAAGACCACAGCCAUCACUGCUGCCUGUGGCCGCCUUGGGCUCCACUUAUUCAAGGCAGACUGCUCAAGGCUGUGUGCAGACACCAGUGCAGCAGUGGAGAGCAAGCUUCGGGCCACUUUCUCCCGGGCUCAACUUUGCCGCCCAUCUGUCCUGCUUUUGAGAGGUGUGGAACUCCUGGGCUGGGAACGGGAUGGCCUGGGCGAGGAUGCCCAUGUGGUAGCUGUGCUUCGACAUCUUCUUCUGAAUAAGGAUCCCCUCAUCAGUUCGCUUCCUCUGCUGGUUGUUGCUACAACAAGCUGCCCCCAGAAUGUGCCUCCUGACGUGCAGAUAGCAUUUCCUCAUGAGCUGGAAGUUCCCAUGCUGUUGGAGGAGCAUCGGCUCAGCAUCCUGCAGGCACUAACUGCCCGCCUCCCCUUGGGCCAGGAAGUGAAUCUAGCCCAGCUGGCGAGAAGGAGUGCAGGCUUUGUGCUGGGUGAUCUCUGUGCCUUGUUGGCCUACAGCAGCCGAGCAGCCUGCGCCAGGAUCCAGACAGGUGUGAUGGCUGCUGGCAGCUUGAGUGAGGAAGAUGAGGGGGAACUGUGUACUGCUGGCUUUCCCAUACUGGCAGAGGACUUUGGAGUAGCACUAGAACAACUACAGAUGGCUCACUCUCAGGCCAUUGGGGCCCCCAAGAUCCCAGCAGUAUCCUGGCAGGAUGUGGGAGGGUUGCAGGAUGUGAAGAGGGAGAUCCUGGAAACGAUUCAGCUCCCCUUGGAACACCCUGAGCUGCUAGACCUGGGGCUGAGGCGCUCAGGCCUUUUGCUGUAUGGACCUCCAGGCACUGGAAAGACUCUCCUGGCAAAGGCUGUAGCCACUGAAUGUAGCCUCACCUUCCUCAGUGUGAAAGGUCCUGAGCUCAUCAAUAUGUAUGUGGGCCAAAGUGAGGAGAACAUUAGGGAAGUGUUCUCCAGGGCUAGAGCUGCUGCCCCAUGCAUCAUUUUUUUUGAUGAGUUGGAUUCUUUGGCUCCAAGUCGGGGGCGAAGCGGGGAUUCUGGCGGUGUGAUGGACAGGGUGGUCUCCCAGCUCCUGGCUGAGCUUGAUGGACUUCACAGCAGCCAAGAAGUAUUUGUAAUUGGAGCGACCAACAGGCCUGAUCUCCUAGAUUCUGCACUGUUGCGGCCAGGCAGGUUUGACAAGCUGGUGUUUGUGGGGCCGAGUGAAGAUCGGGCUUCCCAGCUUCGGAUUCUAAGUGCCAUCACACGAAGGUUCAAGCUCGAGCCCUCUGUGAACCUGGUGAGCGUCCUGGACCGAUGCCCAGCCCAGCUGACAGGUGCCGAUUUGUACUCCCUCUGUACUGAUGCAAUGACAGCAGCACUUAAGCGAAGGGUCCAGGACAUUGAAGAUGGUUUGGAGCCAGCUAAUUCAGCACUGCUUCUUACCAUGGAAGACUUGGUCCAGGCUGCUGCCCAGUUACAGCCAUCUGUCUCUGAGCAGGAGCUACUCCGUUACAAGCGCAUCCAGCGCAAAUUUGCAGCCUGCUAGGAUCCCUUUGGGCUGUACCCCUAGCCCUAUCCUCUCCACCAGCCCUGGAACAAAGUCAGUGACCCAGUUGGAUUGGGCAGUGCAAAUCAGUCCUCUUCAGGCCACGUAACCUGGAGAAGCUUCCCUGCCCAGCUCUGCCACCUUGUUGUGGAGGGAAGACACUGUCACCUAAGCGUGUGAAGACCAAAUGUCAAACCAGAGGUCUAAACUAAGAGGUCAGGGCUGCAGGGACCUGGGGAGGUGGGGAGUGAUAGGACCUGACAGAAAAUUCUACUGUCCCAAGUUCAUCCUUUAUAGUGUUUGCCCAGUGUUGGAGUUUGAGCUCAGAUUCUGCCCCCAUACAUUACUGUCGAGUGACCAGUCAUCACUUCUGAGACCUGGGUGAAGCAUGCCUUCCCCAGUUUCUGGUCAGAAACUAUAGGUGUAAGAUGAGACAUCUUUGCAGAUAUGGCCUAUGUGUUUUGUUGCUAUGGAGAGUUCUUUGGAGAAAAAGUCAGUGGGAAGUGGCA